Hevea brasiliensis (rubber tree) is the source of this 772-nucleotide messenger RNA. RefSeq names its product lipid transfer protein EARLI 1. Lineage: Eukaryota; Viridiplantae; Streptophyta; Magnoliopsida; Malpighiales; Euphorbiaceae. The record is from RefSeq and is a predicted model, not a curated record. The coding region runs from base 142 to 555 and encodes 137 amino acids. The transcript has a single exon.
ACUCAAGACUCUCCUCCAAAAGCCCUAUAUAAACCCACCCUUCACUGCAUAUCUCUCCAUCCAUCACAAUACACUCUGCUAUAGCUUAUAGCUAGUCACCAUAAUCACUAGCAUAAUUCACAUAAGCUGUUAGAGUUUGAGAUGGCUUCUAAAAGCAAAGCAUCACUUGCUCUCUUUUUCGCCCUCAACCUUCUCUUCUUUUCCCUAGUCUCUGCAUGUGGUGGGGGCUGCCCAUCUCCUAAGCCAAAACCAAACCCAUCACCAAGGCCAACACCAACUCCAUCACCUUCCAACGGAAAAUGCCCUAGGGAUGCACUUAAACUAGGCAUAUGUGCCAAUUUGCUGGGUUCAUUGCUGAAUCUCACCAUUGGCAAACCUCCAGUAGAACCUUGCUGCUCUCUCAUCCAAGGCCUUCUCGAUCUUGAGGCUGCUGUUUGCCUUUGCACAGCCAUCAAAGCUAACAUCUUGGGCAUCAAUCUUAACAUUCCACUUUCUCUGAGCUUGCUUCUCAAUGUCUGUAGCAAGAAGGUUCCAUCUGAUUUCCAGUGUGCCUAAAAACAUAUAUAUUUUUUUCUUUUUUCUUUCUGUCGAACUAGCUAGUUCAAUUCUGUUGGUUUCAAAGGAGUGUUUGAAAUAUCUGUCUGUGAUUCAAGUUAACUUGUAAGCGUUUGUUCCUGGGGUGUGUUAGCUAAAUAAGUAUCGUUUCCCUUAGUAAUGUUUAAGCAUUUUUAUGGGACAUUAAUGAAAUUUGAUUUCCUUUUUCUAAAGAAAA